Leptonychotes weddellii (Weddell seal) is the source of this 1444-nucleotide messenger RNA. It is a transcript of the gene TMEM230, whose product is annotated as transmembrane protein 230. NCBI's taxonomy places the organism in Eukaryota, Metazoa, Chordata, Mammalia, Carnivora, Phocidae. Gene Ontology annotation, cellular component: endomembrane system; synaptic vesicle. The record is from RefSeq and is a predicted model, not a curated record. Gene Ontology annotation, biological process: synaptic vesicle transport.
CGCCGAGCUGGGCGGGUGGGGCGGGUGGCCGUUAGGUGAGGCGUGCGAUGAGGCCUCAGGCGUCUCUGCUGCCAACGGUGAGCGAGCUGUCGGCGCGCGGGCGGCCUGGCGCGGCGUUCCGACUAUAGCUGUGUCAGUGUGUUAUGAUGCCAUCCCGUACCAACCUGGCUACUGGAAUCCCCAGUAGUAAAGUGAAAUACUCCAGGCUCUCCAGCACAGACGAUGGCUACAUUGACCUUCAGUUUAAGAAGAGCCCUCCUAAGAUCCCAUAUAAGGCCAUUGCGCUUGCUACAGUGCUGUUUCUGAUUGGCGCCUUUCUCAUAAUCAUAGGCUCCCUUCUGCUGGCUGGCUAUAUCAGCAAAGGGGGGGCAGACCGGGCUGUUCCCGUCCUGAUCAUUGGCAUCCUGGUGUUCCUGCCAGGAUUUUACCACCUUCGCAUCGCCUACUAUGCAUCCAAAGGCUACCGGGGUUACUCCUACGAUGACAUUCCAGAUUUUGAUGACUAGCACCAAUCCUCAACCCUGAGGAGAAGAGUCACAGAUGGGACUGAGACCAGCUUUAAGAUAUUGAGCAGAAACUGGCUAAGGGCUAAGGAGUUCUGCAGUUUGCAGAUGUUAAACAAAAGAAUGGCCAUCCUCAAGAUGUCAACUGAGCUUACAAUUACAAAUUAACUAAUUAGGACAUGCUCUAUUUUUCAUCUCCUGGCUCUGGCAAAAGCUGACAAGUUUUUCCACACUAGUAUGUAUCUUGGAAGAGUAGCGGUGUUAAUGGUGUGGGAAAGCAGGAGGUUAUCCUGUAGUGGAGAGUGUUACUGCUGCCACCCUUUUUGGAGUUCAGCAUUUCUUUUAAAUAGUCCUUAUUGUCAGUUCUGGUAGCAAAUGGAAAAAUGUAAUAUGUCAGAUUUCGUAUUACUAGUAAUUUAUCUUGAAAACAUCUAAGUAUCUUACCCCUAUACUCAUCUCUCACUUUGUGUGCUAAUGGAAGACCUUGGCAAAUCAAAUGUCAGUGUGGGUGCAUCUGUAAUAUUUUUUACUUGCUUUCUUAUUAACAGCAGCCAGGACUUUUUUAAAAUCUCAGAGCAAGUUUGCAGAAGGUAAACGCCUUCUCUGUUCACCAAUCCUUGGUCGGCUUUGAUUUGGUCCACCAGUAAGUUGGCCAACAUAAUUUGGGUUAUUCUGUUCUUUAUAGAUCAAGAUGUUCUGUAUAUCGUGCCUUUAAGGACUGGACUUUGGCUGUUUCCUAAGGAAAAAAUGUAAAUAAGUGAUUGUUAUUUAGAGAUUAUAAACCUGUUGUUAGCACCUUGCAUUAUGAUGUCAUUCUGCUGAAGACUGCAAGACUCAACCUGGAUCCCUAGAUGGACUAGACUGCCUUAGUUUGAUUCUGUUUCCUAGCUUGCACAAAGUGACAUACUCAAAAGAAAUUAAAAUGCCAAAAUCUAAACCUA